ACGGGUGCCAUCUCGGUCUCGAUGUCAAGGAUUGGCAGAGGAGCAAUGACUUGGCGUUGCCUGUCAGAUGAGAGCAGUCGUAUAUAGAAGAGACAAGCUUUGCACUUGCUUUCUUAUCAUCAUCACAUAUUUCCAGGGCUAUUCGUAACCUCACGCGUCGACCGCUUGGUCUCGAGUCGAAAGAAGCGAUCUAAAAGCGCCCGUCACCCGUCCCCAUCGUAGACAAGUCAGGAUGUCGUCGACUACAACGUCUACGGCCACAAUGCCCCCUGCCGCUGGCUUCACUCCAAAGCCAACAAUCAAGAGCAAGAACCAGAUGGCUUCCAGCUGGCUCACGCAGGACCCCUCAACCUGGGAUCGUAGCCAGCGUCUUCUCCACAAGCUCGGCGCCGUUCAGUUCCUCCCGGACAUGAAUCUGCCCAAGUUCGACGCAUCGCACCCGGUCCCUUACUUCCCCAUCUGGAAGCAGUGGGCCUGGUGUCUCCCUCGCAUUCUACCCCCCAUCGCCGUCAACUGGGCCGUAGUCAAGGCUUUUGGCUCUUUCCACCCUGUGGCUGCUUUCCUCUUCUAUGCGGCGUACCUCAUCUGGUUCGCCCUCAGCACCCUCGCCCUGCUGCAACGAAUGUCAGUCAGAUACGGCGUCUUCGACGGACAGAAGGCGAGGGACGGCAUUCCGGACGUGCUCAGUGACAAGGUUUUCUCAAGCUUGCUCUCUACGGUGACGGUCAGGCCUCUCUUUGCCACCUUCUUCGCAUUCGAUCGAUUUGAGCUGCCCAGCAUCAACCCCUGGGCGGUCGUCUUCCAGGUGGCCGUCUACGCCACGGUACUCGACUUCUACUUCUACUGGUACCACAGACUGAUGCAUGAGGUCCCCUGGCUCUGGCGUCUACACAGCCUUCACCACCGCACAAAGCAUCCUCAAGCCGCGCUUGCGCCCUUUGCCGACGGUAUUCAAGAGAUUGGCGACAUCCUCGUCAUCCCUCUCAUGACCUACUUGACCUGUUCCCGGCUCUUCCACAUCAACUUCGCAACUUGGUGGGUUGCCACAACCAUGAUUCUCUUUACGGAGGCCAUGGGUCAUUCGGGCAUCAGGUUGUACUGGCCGGUCCCUACUACCGGCCUUUUCCUCCAACCCUUCGACGCCGACCUGGCACUUGAGGACCACGACAUCCACCACCGCGCUGGAUGGAAGAAGGCCAAGAAUUACGGGAAACAGACGAGGUUGUGGGACGUCAUCUUCGGGACGUCCGGGCAGAGGAUUGAGGGGCAUAAGGCUAACAUUGAUUACUCGGUUACGGUUAGCCCUUGGUAGUGAAUGGCCGCUAUUUACAAAUGUCUUGGCUCUUGGUUUGGUGACGACGGCUCAUGCUUUCUAAUGAUAUGCUCUCUUCUCUGACUCUUAGUCCCGCGUGGCCCCUGUUCACAUCUGCAUCUCCGCAUCCUCGAUCAAGUACUCAGUCCUCCUCGCCAUCUGUUGGCGCCCGUACGGCAAGGCUCCGCGACCAGCCCAAGCUCCGUCC
This is a messenger RNA of Jaminaea rosea, 1520 nucleotides long. RefSeq lists its product as hypothetical. Gene Ontology annotation, molecular function: iron ion binding; C-4 methylsterol oxidase activity. NCBI's taxonomy places the organism in Eukaryota, Fungi, Basidiomycota, Exobasidiomycetes, Microstromatales. Gene Ontology annotation, biological process: ergosterol biosynthetic process. The record is from RefSeq and is a predicted model, not a curated record. The transcript is spliced from 5 exons. Bases 263 to 1312 code for a protein of 349 amino acids.